Rasamsonia emersonii CBS 393.64 is the source of this 282-nucleotide messenger RNA. RefSeq lists its product as uncharacterized. The coding region runs from base 1 to 282 and encodes 93 amino acids. The record is from RefSeq and is a predicted model, not a curated record. NCBI's taxonomy places the organism in Eukaryota, Fungi, Ascomycota, Eurotiomycetes, Eurotiales, Trichocomaceae. The transcript has a single exon.
AUGGAUGCUGAAAUGAAAUAUUGGAAUCUGCCAAUUAUCACAAAUCAUGAGGUCAUGAGCAUACAACAAGUGACAGAAACUCUCAGUCAAGGAAAAGUAAUCCUGCCUAUAGCUGGAGAUGGCAAAUACCACAAGCGACAGCGGGUGCAUAUCCUUGGGCCCAAAAUCGGGCUCAGCGACGAAGCAAUUCGAGGUCGCUCUUAUCGACUGGGAAGAUGCUGGCUGGUAUCCAAGCUACUGGGAGUAUUGUGCAAUCUUUGUGGCAUUCGAUUGGCAGGAUGA